This is a messenger RNA of Neltuma alba, 615 nucleotides long. RefSeq names its product DExH-box ATP-dependent RNA helicase DExH9-like. Gene Ontology annotation, cellular component: nucleus. Lineage: Eukaryota; Viridiplantae; Streptophyta; Magnoliopsida; Fabales; Fabaceae. The transcript is spliced from 3 exons. Gene Ontology annotation, biological process: maturation of 5.8S rRNA. Bases 1 to 615 code for a protein of 204 amino acids. The record is from RefSeq and is a predicted model, not a curated record.
AUGUUUGAAGCAAAACUAAAGGCUUUGCGUAAGAAGCAAGAACUGGCUGCAAAGAUAAGGUCAAUUAAGAGAACAUUAAGAAAUUCUACUGCUUUGGCUUUUAGGGAUGAACGUAAGGCAAGAAAGAGAGUUCUUCGGGGGCUAGUAUAUAUUACAAGUGAGAAUGUUGUGGAAUUAAAAGGGAAGGUUGCUGGUGAAAUUAGCAGCGCUGAUGAGCUGACCCUGACUGAACUCAUGUUUAAUGGGGUCUUAAAGGACAUAAAGGUGGAGGAAAUGGUUUCUCUGCUCUCUUGUUUUGUAUGGCAAGAGAGAAUCCAUGAUGCUGCUAAGCCCCCCGAAGAACUUGGCCUGCUCUUUGCUCAAUUGCAAGAAACUGCUAGGAGGGUUGCACAACUUCAGCUUGAGUGCAAGGUUCAAAUUGAUGUGAAGAGUUUCGUGAGUUCAUUUAGGCCUGACAUUAUGGAAGCUGUUUAUGCAUGGGCGAAAGGAUCGAAAUUCUAUGAUAUCAUGGAAAUUACUCAGGUUUCUGAGGGUCGCUUGAUUAGCGCAAUUAGAAGACUUGAGGAACUUCUUCAGCCGCUGAUACAGGCAGCCAAAUUAACUGGAGAAACGUAG